Molecule: messenger RNA, 567 nt
Organism: Xylaria bambusicola
Lineage: Eukaryota; Fungi; Ascomycota; Sordariomycetes; Xylariales; Xylariaceae
Exons: 3
Coding region: 33-389 (118 amino acids)
Source: RefSeq, a predicted model, not a curated record
CAGCGGUGGCACACCUCAGCGCAUACAGGCGGAUGGCGAGAUCCCCUCGGACGGCUCAGCACUCGAUAGAGAUAUCCCCUCCCACCAAUUAUUUCUCCGGUCUUGUCUCGGCUGUCCUGGAACGCGAUCUUUAUAUGAGCCUUGUAUCCUCAUUUGGCGUUUUAUCUGAAUUCUUGCCCAUUCUUCUUAGCAACGUUCCUUACCAGGUAACAGAAACUCUGAAUGUGCACCUUGUCAGUACCUGGAUUGCCGUUGGGAUCAUGGCGGCUAUGGUGCUCAUCAUCUUGGAAUAUGGUCGUGUCGAACUCCACUCCCACACAACCACCAUGCGAGAAAUACACGUUCGGGGAAAUGAUGGGUGUCUCAGGCACCAGGAGAGUAGGGGUUGAUACGGAAGGGAACAUUCCAGCCACUGAACGCGAUUCCUUAUUGCAAUUAUAUGAAUCUGCAAGACGCUAAACGACGGGUUGUGUUAGCAGUUUUAUUAAAGGAUUAGUUAAUUAAACCUAAAUUGUCUUUAAAUUAAUAUUAAUGGGUAUAGUAUAAGGUUGACUGCAAAGAUAGCUU